Messenger RNA from Marasmius oreades (fairy-ring Marasmius), 984 nucleotides. RefSeq lists its product as uncharacterized. The record is from RefSeq and is a predicted model, not a curated record. Bases 33 to 962 code for a protein of 309 amino acids. The transcript has 3 exons. NCBI's taxonomy places the organism in Eukaryota, Fungi, Basidiomycota, Agaricomycetes, Agaricales, Marasmiaceae. Gene Ontology annotation, molecular function: 4-hydroxy-tetrahydrodipicolinate synthase activity.
UCUUAUUUACCUUCACGUCCUUGACAUCGAAAAUGUCCGUUCCUCCAUCUGGAUGCUACGCUCCGUCAGUUCUCUUUCUUCAAGACAAUGAAGACAUCGACAUUCCGGCCACAAAGUCCCAUAUCCUGCGUUUAGCUCAAGGUGGCGUUUGCGGGAUACUGGUGCAAGGAAGUAAUGGCGAAGCACAAUUUUUAUCCCAUGAAGAGCGAAAGCAAGCCAUUCGUCUUGCCCGGGACACCUUAGACGAAAACGGUUUCCGAGAUGUUUUGGUGAUCGCUGGUACUGGCGCUCAGUCUACCAGGGAGACUAUCAAGCUUUGCUUUGAUGCUAAGGAGGCAGGGGCAUCCCAUGUUCUUGUUCUUACUCCCUCCACCUGGCCUCCCCAGAUGACUGCCGAUAAUAUCAUUCAGUUUCAUCAGCAGGUGGCAGACGCCUCACCCCUUCCUUACAUGGUGUACAAUUUCCCAGUCGUUACGGCCGGCAUCGAUCUUGAUUCAGAUACCAUCGCCGCACUCGCAAAACACCCCAACAUCGUGGGGACGAAACUCUCCUGUGGAAAUAUCGGAAAACUCCAACGACUCUCCUCAAAGUUUCCCUCAUCUGAAUUCGCAGUAUUCGCAGGCCGCAGUGACUUCUUUGCGCAUGGUUUACUCUCCGGCAGUGCUGGAACAAUCGCAGCCACCGUGAACAUCCUUCCUAAGAUCCAUGGGAGCAUCUUUCAGCUGGUGGAGAAGGGUAAGAUCUCAGAGGCGAUGGACCUACAGGCCAAAUUGGGGCACGGUGAUUGGGCCGUUCAGAAGAUCGGAGGUAUUGGAGGCGUCAAAACAAUCGUUUCACAGAACUUUGGUUACGGAAAGAACGUUGUUCACAAGCCUCUGAAAUCUGUGGCUGGGGACAGCCUACGGGGAAACAGCUAUUACAAGACCAUGCUCGAGCUGAUAGAUUUAGAGAAAUCUAUUUGAUGUGUAAUGGCCAAAACCUCCA